CGGAGCAAAAGGCGCAGGGUCAGGCUACUUGUGCUCCAUCUACUCUCAUAUCUUAAGCUCAAGAAGAUCUAGCAGUAUGGCAGACGUACCCACCAACAUCAAGACAAACGGCGUCAAGCCAGACAGCCUCGCCAGCAUUGAAGGAUGGACCGUCAAGGCAGGUCUCGCACAGAUGCUCAAGGGCGGUGUCAUUUGCGAUGUGACAAACGCAGAGGAAGCCCGUAUCGCUGAAGAAGCAGGUGCUUGUGCAGUGAUGGCUCUCGAGCGUGUGCCUGCUGAUAUCCGCGCACAGGGCGGUGUUGCGCGCAUGUCUGACCCGCAGAUGAUUAAGGAGAUUAUUGAGGCUGUUACGAUCCCCGUCAUGGCCAAGGCCCGUAUCGGCCAUUUCGUUGAGGCACAAAUCAUUGAGGCGUGCGGCGUCGAUUACAUUGAUGAGUCGGAGGUGCUGACACCAGCAGACCCAGUCAACCACAUCUACAAGCACCCUUUCAAGGUGCCCUUUGUGUGCGGUGCCAAGAACCUCGGCGAGGCUCUGCGCCGCAUCUCGGAAGGUGCAGCCAUGAUUCGUACCAAGGGUGAGCCAGGUACCGGUGAUGUGAUUGAGGCCGUCAAGCACCAGCGCAUAAUGCAGUCUGAGAUUAGACGCUGUGUCAACAUGUCAGAGGAGGAGCUGUAUGUCUUUGCCAAGGAGAUCCAAGCACCCAUUGAUCUUGUUCGCAAAGUCAAGGAACUCGGCAGACUGCCUGUGGUCAACUUUGCCGCCGGUGGUAUUGCAACCCCUGCCGAUGCUGCGCUCAUGAUGCAGCUUGGCUCAGAUGGUGUCUUUGUUGGCAGUGGUGUUUUCAAGUCUGGUAACCCUGCACACCGUGCUGCUGCCAUUGUUCAGGCAACGACGCACUUCAAGGAUGCACAAAAGCUUGUGGAGGUGUCGACCAACUUGGGUGAAGCCAUGGUGGGCAUCAAUUGCUACCAGCUCUCUGCCGACCAACGGAUGCAGGAUCGUGUGGAUCACGUAGAGAACGGUGUAAAGAAGAGCGAGUCGUAUGGUUCCAAGAAGUAGAUAGCACAAACAAGCGUCUUUCUUUGUUCA
Messenger RNA from Protomyces lactucae-debilis, 1090 nucleotides. Its product is annotated as putative pyridoxine biosynthesis protein pyroA. The transcript has a single exon. Bases 77 to 1060 code for a protein of 327 amino acids. Gene Ontology annotation, molecular function: amine-lyase activity. The record is from RefSeq and is a predicted model, not a curated record. Lineage: Eukaryota; Fungi; Ascomycota; Taphrinomycetes; Taphrinales; Protomycetaceae. Gene Ontology annotation, biological process: pyridoxine biosynthetic process; amino acid metabolic process; pyridoxal 5'-phosphate biosynthetic process.